AUGGCAGUCCUAUAUGUGCCUGCCAGCAUGGAGGGGCAGGGUUUAACUGCAUGUGGGUCUGGAUUUACUCAGAUCCCUGCAGCGACCAUGGCAAAGGCCCUGUGUAGCCUCCAGCCUAGCGUUGCCCCACUUUCAGACAAGCUGAUGGUGCCCGUUCAGGACGGAUUCUGGAGACCUGGAGGACGCCUGUGGCCCGGGGGAGGGCGGGGGAAGGGCCGGGCCACAGUAACAAAGGCCUCUCCCUCCAACGAGCAAUUCCCCCCCGGCCCCGCCUCCGCGGCCCCCCGCUUGCCCUUAUUGGCCGGUCUCCCUGCCCGUCAGCGCCACCCCCCUCCCCAGGUCUGCAGCAGCUCAGGCCGCCUCGUCGCGCCCCCCCAGCCCCCUCCCCCCGCCCCCGCCGCCCCCCGGGCCGGUGCAGCCGCAGGCGGGGUCCCCCUUCCCCUCCCCCUCUCCCCCAGGCUCGCGCGCCCCGACCGCCCCCUCCCCUCCCCUUCCGCGCCGCCGCGAUGCCCCCCCCCUGCGCCCGGGGCCCGGCUCCGGCUCCUCGCCGCCGCCGCCCUGGCCGGUCUGGCCGUCAUCAGCCGAGGGCUGCUGUCCCAGAGCCUGGAAUUCAGCUCACCUGCAGACAACUACACAGUGUGUGAAGGUGACAACGCCACCCUCAGCUGCUUCAUUGAUGAGCAUGUGACCAGAGUGGCCUGGCUGAACCGCUCCAACAUCCUGUAUGCAGGAAAUGACCGCUGGACCAGUGACCCCCGGGUGCGGCUGCUCAUCAACACCCCUGAAGAGUUCUCAAUCCUCAUCACCCAGGUGGGGCUUGGUGAUGAGGGCCUCUACACCUGCUCCUUCCAGACCCGCCACCAGCCCUACACCACUCAGGUCUACCUCAUCGUCCAUGUCCCUGCCCGCAUUGUGAACAUCUCCUCCCCUGUGGCUGUCAAUGAAGGGGGCAAUGUGAACCUUCUCUGCCUGGCUGUGGGAAGGCCAGAGCCCACUGUCACCUGGAGACAGCUCCGAGACGGCUUCACCUCAGAGGGCGAGAUUCUGGAAAUCUCCGACAUCCAGCGGGGCCAGGCUGGGGAAUACGAAUGCAUUACUCACAACGGGGUGAACUCGGCGCCUGACAGCCGCCGUGUGCUGGUCACAGUAAAUUAUCCCCCUACUAUCACCGACGUGACCAGCGCGCGAACCGCCCUGGGCCGGGCUGCCCUUCUACGUUGCGAAGCCAUGGCCGUGCCGCCUGCAGAUUUCCAGUGGUACAAGGAUGACAGGCUGCUAAGCAGCGGCUCGGCGGAGGGUCUCAAAGUGCAGACGGAGCGCACCCGCUCCAUGCUUCUCUUCGCCAACGUGAGCGCUAGGCACUAUGGCAACUACACCUGUCGAGCAGCCAACCGACUUGGAGCGUCCAGCGCCUCCAUGCGGCUCCUGCGCCCAGGAUCCCUGGAGAACUCAGCUCCAAGGCCCCCGGGGCCCUUGACCCUCCUCUCCGCCCUGGGCUGGCUGUGGUGGAGAAUGUAGACAUCACCCAGUACAGCGCACCUCCCCCCACAGGGGGCCUCAGGCCAGGAGCAAGAGAAAGGGGGUGAGCAAGCGCCCUGGGUCUCAAGUGGGACAGAAGAGCUCUCAGCCACAGAGGAAGAAAGAAGAGGAGGAGGAAGGUCUUUUAGAGAACCCAUCACUGUGAGGGAUAACGCAAAAUUAUGCAUCUUUCUACAGCCAUUCUCGCCACCUGUUCACGAUUCCAAUUGUGACCCACCACCCCCAGCCACUCCACACCCCUCUCUUAGCUCAGGCUGUCAACUGGCUCAUGUGUGUGUGUACGUGUGUGUGUGUGUACGCACGUGUGCAUGUAUGUGAGUGAGUCUGCAUGUCAUGUAUGUGUGUGUGUGAAGGUGUGCUGAGGGAGAGAACCAGGAGGCCUCCCUCUCUGGACCCGACUCUCCCAUGGCCCCUGCCCAUUCCUGCUGCCUCUCUUCCUCUGGCUGGAGGUAGGUAAGGGAGCUUCAAGGUGGAAGCUUUGGCAAGAAGCCUGCCAGCUUCCCACCUUCUCAUAUAUGCACGAACACCUGCCCCUUUCCUCCCUACUCAAGGGGCGGGCGGGUAGGUGGCAUCACUCAGCCUUUGUGAAUAGGUGGGGAUCUUUGUCAUGGCUGUUUCUCCCUGCUCUAUCACCUGCAGCUGCCUGCAGCCAGAGGCCCUAUCACUGACUCAGUGGCUUGAAACCUCCCUUGCCCUGUUCUUACCCCACCCUGGACUUUCUGGCCCCCUUCCUGGGCCAAUCGGUGCUUCCAUUCAACUGACAGGCAGGCUGGUGGCACUUAUCACCUGUCUGUCUCAGUGCUUUGUCCCACCCAGACCCCCAGACUCCCCUGGGCCACAGUGGCACUCUCCAGGUGCCCUGCAACUGACUCACAAGCAUGGGC
Messenger RNA from Arvicola amphibius (Eurasian water vole), 2423 nucleotides. It is a transcript of the gene Iglon5, whose product is annotated as IgLON family member 5. Bases 1 to 1518 code for a protein of 505 amino acids. Lineage: Eukaryota; Metazoa; Chordata; Mammalia; Rodentia; Cricetidae. The transcript has 9 exons. The record is from RefSeq and is a predicted model, not a curated record. Gene Ontology annotation, cellular component: neuron projection.